Molecule: messenger RNA, 933 nt
Organism: Acaulospora morrowiae
Lineage: Eukaryota; Fungi; Glomeromycota; Glomeromycetes; Diversisporales; Acaulosporaceae
Source: the annotation of a GenBank genome assembly
AUGUCUUUAGAAGACUUAGCUUCUCACACUAGUACCCGUGUGGAUCCUAUAAGUAUCAAUUAUAAGGGAUUUACCGUUUGGGAAUGCCCUCCAAACGGACAAGGAAUCACGGCUCUAAUUGCCUUAGGAAUCUUGGAAUCAUUGCAGGAAAACGGAGUGGUUAAAGAUCUUGGUGAUAUGAAACAUAAUUCAGCAGAAUAUCUACACGCUGUGAUUGAAAGUUUGCGCCUGGCAUUUGAGGAUUCAAAAUAUUAUGUUACUGACCCGGAUAUUUACCCUAUUCCUGUAAAGGAACUUUUGUCCAAGCGUGCAAGCCUUUUUGAUCCGAAAAUGGCAAAAGUUGAUGUUGAGAGAGGAUCUCCCGAAAACUCGAGUGAUACAGUUUACUUUUCUAUAGUUGACGAAGAAGGAAAUGCUUGUAGUUAUAUAAAUUCAAAUUAUCAUGGAUUUGGGACUGGAGCAGUUCCAGAAGACUGUGGUUUUUCUUUACACGGUCGUGGAGCUGGUUUUGUUCUGAAAGAGGGCCAUCCAAAUUGCUUGGAACCGAAUAAGAGACCAUACCAUACCAUCAUACCAUCGUUGGUUACCAAAAAUCAAGAUUUGUGGCUGACAUUUGGCGGUCAUGUACAAGUUCUCCUUAAUCUGAUUCACCAUCAGUUUAAUCCACAAGUUGCCCUUGAUGCUCCAAGAAUUAUGAUCGAACCGUUUAAUAAAGAAUCUCGUUCACUAGUUUAUGCUGAAGAAGGUAUUGAUAAAAAUGCCAUUAGAGAGCUUCAGAGUAUGGGACACAAUUUAAAAGAAAUCAAAGAUUGGAAAAGAUCUGUAUUUGGAAGAGGUCAGAUUAUCGAAAGAAGGAUCGAUCAAAAUAGUCAAAUUAGAGUAUGGUGUGGAGGUAGUGAUCCUAGAGGUGACGGGCAAGUUAUAGGAUGGUGA